CUCAAACAAGUAACAGAAUCUUUUCGUCGAAGUUAGAGAAGGAAACAGUUACGUACAGUUACAGAAUCCUCCAAGAGCAUCAUCCAUGGCGAGCCAAGACUCCACAAACUCUGCAGACUUGAUCGUCGGAUCUUUGGUGAGCUUCACGUCGGCCGGAGUGUUCUACGAGGGAACCGUCUACUCUUUCGACGCAGAGUAUGCAAGUUUCGGGAUCGACGAUGUCUCGUGUACAAAGCUUCUUGCGGGUGCACUAUCGUCUACGAGGCUUCUUACGGGUGAUACUCGACUCGAAGGGCUUUACCAGUUUUUCCUAAAAGACAUUCAGGACUUGAGGGUGAUCCGUGUGCCAUCGCCAAAACCUACCACCAACACUACUGAGAGAUCAUAA
This is a messenger RNA of Thlaspi arvense, 388 nucleotides long. The record is from the annotation of a GenBank genome assembly. Lineage: Eukaryota; Viridiplantae; Streptophyta; Magnoliopsida; Brassicales; Brassicaceae.